Messenger RNA from Aspergillus mulundensis, 1551 nucleotides. RefSeq names its product phenylalanine--tRNA ligase subunit alpha. The record is from RefSeq and is a predicted model, not a curated record. Gene Ontology annotation, cellular component: phenylalanine-tRNA ligase complex; cytoplasm; cytosol. The transcript has 2 exons. The coding region runs from base 1 to 1551 and encodes 516 amino acids. Gene Ontology annotation, biological process: phenylalanyl-tRNA aminoacylation. NCBI's taxonomy places the organism in Eukaryota, Fungi, Ascomycota, Eurotiomycetes, Eurotiales, Aspergillaceae. Gene Ontology annotation, molecular function: ATP binding; phenylalanine-tRNA ligase activity; tRNA binding.
AUGGCGACUGAUAUGACAAACCCCGUUCUGGACGCCCUGUCCGCGUCCGAAGGGCCGAUCCUCUCCAACGAAGCCUUCCCCUCCGUCCCCUCACAAACCGUCAAGGCGGCGCUCGAUCGGCUCGCCUCACGACUGAUGGUCGAAUAUGAAACAUUCAACAGCGAGGCUUUGAUUGUGACAAAGGAGGGAGAGGAUGUCGCAGCCAAUGGCAGUCACGAAGCGAGGGUCUACCAGGCAGUGCUUGCUGCUAUGGAAGGUCUGAAGAUCAAAGAGCUGCCUGAAGUCGUCGGAAAGGAAAACGCCCAGCUCGGACAGGGAAGCGCCUUUAAGAAGGGAUGGAUUAAAAAGGAUAAGGACGUCCUCCGUGCGGCAGCCGACACCAUUGUUGACGACACUCAAAACGACGUUAAGAAGAUCCAGCGGGGCGAGACCGUGUCGGACGCCAACGUUCUCAAGGAACUCAAGAAGCGCAGGCUCGUCCUUCCGAAGAAGGUCAUCACCUUCAAGAUUACCAAGGGCCCCAAGUACGCCAAGGAGCUGGUCAAGGAAGAGACCGACUUGACGGCGGACAUGCUCCAAAACGGAUCAUGGAAGACCGCUACUUUCAAGCCCUACAACUUCAAGGCCAUGGGUGCGGCUACUCCGUCCGGAGCUUUCCACCCCCUCAACAAGGUUAAGCAGGAGUUCCGCAGCAUCUUCUUCGAGAUGGGUUUCGAAGAGAUGCCGACCAACCGCUUCGUGGAGACAGGCUUCUGGAACUUCGAUGCCCUCUUUGUGCCUCAACAGCACCCCGCUCGUGAUCUUCAGGAUACAUUCUACAUCUCCGAUCCCCUUACCGCUGACCGUCCCCGCGAAGACCCCGAGAACGACCCCCACCGCCCCAAGCCAGUACUCAAAUCUACCGGCGAGGAGAAGAAACUAGACUACCAAGAAUACUGGGAGAACGUUCGCCAAGUCCACGAGAAUGGCAAGUACGGAUCGAUUGGUUACCGCUACCCAUGGAGCGCCGACGAGUCGCUGCGCCUUGUUCUCCGCACACACACCACCUCUAUCUCGACGUACAUGCUGCACAAGCUCGCCGCUAACCCACGACCUGCGCGGUACUUCAGUAUCGACCGUGUCUUCCGUAACGAGGCCGUUGACGCCACCCACUUGGCGGAGUUCCACCAGAUCGAAGGUGUCAUUGCCGAUUUCGACCUGACCCUAGGAGGUCUGAUCGGCUUCAUGGAGGUCUUCUUCGCCAAGAUGGGCAUCCACAAGCUGCGCUUCAAGCCCGCCUACAACCCUUACACUGAACCUUCUAUGGAGAUCUUCGGCUACCACGACGGGCUGGGCAAGUGGGUAGAGAUCGGAAACAGCGGUAUGUUCCGACCGGAGAUGUUGGAGCCUAUGGGUCUUCCCAAGGACAUGCGCGUUUACGGAUGGGGUCUCAGUCUGGAGAGACCUACGAUGAUCAAGUACGCGGUGAGCAACAUCCGAGAACUGCUCGGCCACAAGGUCGACCUCAAUUUCAUCGAGACGAAUCCGGCUGUCAGAUUGGAGAAGGAAUAG